UCCCCGUGUCCCUUGACAACAGGGCCUGGGCGGCGCCGCAGCCCGAGCCCCGAGCCCAGCCCAGCGAGGAAAUGGUGAGGGCUGGCGGCUGGGACAGGGAGAGUGGAGGGGAUGGUGAUGGAGGGCGCUGAUUCACGUUGGUUGAUACUCAGGAGCUGGAAUCCUGUGGAAAUUUCCCCUCCCUGCAGUAACGGAAUUCGGUCCUCUUAUUAUCCCAAACAGAUGUCCAACUGAGAUCAGGUAACUUUUGAUUAAGAGAUAUGGAUUUGAUUGAAAAUCAACUGGAGCUCCUGUUGAAAGGGAAAGGCAUUGAGGUAGUGGACUAUGACUCCCCCUUGGAUGAAGUAGUGCCAGUAAUUGUGCGGAAAACAGUUUGUUACAUCGUUGCUGCGAUAAUACUGAAUGAGCAGAAAGAAGUGGUGAUGAUGCAGGAGGCAAAACAAGAAUGUUACGGCAAGUGGUACCUGCCAGCAGGGAGGAUGGAACAGAAUGAAACCAUCGUUGAGGCUGUGAAGAGAGAAGUUCAAGAGGAAACCGGUUUGGAGUGCGAGCCCUAUACCCUUCUGAGCGUGGAGGAAAGGGGUCCACGAUGGAUCCGUUUUGUUUUCCUGGCCAGAGUCACAGGAGGGAACAUGAAAACUACAUCAGAGAGCGAUGCAGAAUCCUUGCAGGCAAGAUGGUGGGACAGAGUGUCGCCCCUUCCACUGAGAGCCAGAGACAUCUUAAACUUAAUCUCAUUUGCUGUCAAACACAAAGAGAGAGCUUCUCAUCCAGUGACCAUGCCUGUUUUGUUGCCAUGCUCAGUUGUGUGUCACCGGGUGGUAUCUGCCUUUCUCAACAAAAGUAACGAACUAUGGCUGUUGACCAACAAUCAGGGCUAUCCUCAUUUCCCCGUGACGGUUUGUGGCACAUCCUCGGCUGAUCUAUCUUGCAGCGUAGAAGUGGCCAUCCACAGACUGAUCAAGGAAUGCUUGAGGGACUCGCAAGUGAAGGUGAAAACUCAUGGUAUCUUGGGAUUACAGCACACCGGUGGAAAUCCUGGGAAGACAGAUGGUGUUUGUUUCAAUGUGCUAGUCACCGUGGCCCAGAUGGAAACUGUGUACAACCAGUUCCCUCCAGAUGUUAACAACCUGAAAUAUGCUUGGCAUAAAGUGGAUGAUGACGAUUUAAAAAUUCAGUUGUUAGAGAGGUUGUCAUUUUCUUCUGUUGUGCCAUUUUUGAAUUAAAGUGACAGGGAAAUGAUGGAAUAAA
Molecule: messenger RNA, 1251 nt
Organism: Amblyraja radiata (thorny skate)
Lineage: Eukaryota; Metazoa; Chordata; Chondrichthyes; Rajiformes; Rajidae
Gene: nudt18
Product: nudix (nucleoside diphosphate linked moiety X)-type motif 18
Exons: 5
Coding region: 261-1226 (321 amino acids)
Molecular function (GO): 8-oxo-dGDP phosphatase activity; 8-oxo-GDP phosphatase activity
Source: RefSeq, a predicted model, not a curated record